AUGUGGACAGCGCUCGUGCUCGUUUGGAUUUCCUCCUUGUCCUUAUCUGAGAGCCUAGUGCCAAUCAAGGAUCCACUCCUCAACAAGAUAAAUAAUCCGGACAGAAAUGCAUCUGUGAUGACAGUUACGAGAGUCCUUAAUGGAACGUCUGAAACAAUGACCACGGUGACACCUCCUCCUGUCCCAUUGGCCACAGGGAGCCCAGUGGCCAACGCCAGCUCCCCUGCGAUCACGGCAGGGGGAACUCUCAGGACAGACACAGGGACGGAAGGUGCCCCUGACCGAGUAGCCUCCAGGGCACCCCCGCCACCCGCCUCAGCGUCGUUGUGGCGGACCCCGUCCUCCACCACUGUCAGCGUCCCUCGCGUGCAGAUGCCAAGCGGCAGCCUGCUGCCGGGAACAGCAGCUCUGACGACAGCGGCCACCAGCACUCAGCCUGCCCCUGGGACUACAGCGAGUGCCCGCAGCCCUUCCCAGCACGCCCCCGGCAACUCUGCAGCCAACCCCGCGCCCCCCUCGGGUCCCCAAGCACUUAACGUGUCCGCACAAGCCUCCACCGUCCAGGCAUCAGCGGCCCAGCCUGUGGCUGGCAUGGCAAGUGGGCCCACACCCACCCUCUCCAACACAGCCUCAGAGCCCACCCGCCCAUCUGUGGCUUCCAUGGCUCCCGUGGCCACCAUAGCAGGGACCAGCACUACGGCCCAGGCCCAGGAGCCGACUACCAGCACAGCGUCAGCACCUGCACCCCACACCAGCCCGACCCCCAAGGGGGAGGCCACAUCCUCCACAACCCGGCCGAUCCCUGCUCCAUCGACCUGGGGGACCGCGGGGCCGGCCACAACCCAGAGCCCCGAGCAGGUGCGGCCUGACACCUCUCCUGGUGCCGCGUCCACCGCCCCAACGCCCAGGAGUCCCAGGGGCUCGAAGAUGCCGACCACAGCCUUGUGCCCACUUAGCACCCAAGGCCAGUACCUGGUGGUCACCACCAAGCCCCUCACCCCAUCUCUGGUGAACAAAGGUUUCCUCCUGGCAGUGCUCUUGCUCGGGGUGACUCUUCUCAUCAUAGUUUUGGUUCUGUUAGUUCUGCAAGCCUAUGAGAGCUACAGGAAGAAAGAGUACACGCAGGUGGACUAUCUCAUCAACGGGAUGUACGCAGACUCCGAAAUGUGA
Messenger RNA from Odobenus rosmarus divergens (Pacific walrus), 1170 nucleotides. It is a transcript of the gene CUNH11orf24, whose product is annotated as chromosome unknown open reading frame, human C11orf24. The transcript has 2 exons. Lineage: Eukaryota; Metazoa; Chordata; Mammalia; Carnivora; Odobenidae. Gene Ontology annotation, cellular component: Golgi apparatus. Bases 1 to 1170 code for a protein of 389 amino acids. The record is from RefSeq and is a predicted model, not a curated record.